This is a messenger RNA of Mytilus californianus (California mussel), 6508 nucleotides long. Its product is annotated as mesoderm induction early response protein 1-like. Gene Ontology annotation, biological process: negative regulation of transcription by RNA polymerase II. Gene Ontology annotation, molecular function: histone deacetylase binding; transcription corepressor activity. The record is from RefSeq and is a predicted model, not a curated record. Gene Ontology annotation, cellular component: nucleoplasm. NCBI's taxonomy places the organism in Eukaryota, Metazoa, Mollusca, Bivalvia, Mytilida, Mytilidae. The transcript has 12 exons. The coding region runs from base 12 to 1517 and encodes 501 amino acids.
UUUCCAGCAAAAUGGCGGAGGUCGGUGCUAGUGAGUCGAGCAGUCCAGAGACAGAUCGAGACUUUGAUCCGACUGCAGACAUGCUAGUUCAUGAUUAUGAUGAUGAACAAACUUUGGAAGAAGAGGAAAACAUGAGUGGUGAUAGUUGUUGCAAUGAAUUGGAUGAUUUACAGAAGGAAGGAGAUAUGCCACUGUCAGAUUUAAUGAGCAUGUAUGGAUACCAUUCACAUGAUGGAAAUGAACAACAAGAUACCAGGUCUAGUAGUGAAGAAGAAAUUCUCAGCAAUCAAGAUCUUACCUUAGAUAAAGAUGAGAUCGCCAGAGAUCUCCUGAAAAAUAGUGAUGACGAUGAUGACAAGGAAACUGAUGUUCAUGAUUUAAUCAACAGUGUUUCACAGACUGCAAGAUUGCUUCGAUCAGCCAGCCAACCUGGAAGUGAUGAUGAUGAUGAUGAGUCAGAUGAAGAAGACUAUGAACCAACUGAAAUUCCUGAGGAUGACUGGAAAAAGACUAUUCAAGUUGGACAUGACUUUCAAGCUUCUGUACCAGAAGGCCUUUGUAAAUAUGGUGAUGCUCCAGCUUAUGAAAAUGAAGACCGGUUGCUAUGGGAUCCAGAUAAAUUAGAAGAUUCUGUUGUUGAAAAUUAUUUGAAUGAAAUCCACAGCCAGGCAUUACAAGCUGCAACAGGUGUUAAUGCAAUUCCUACAGGUGCUCAUAUUCGUGAUGAUGAACAGGCCUUAUAUAUGCUGCUGCAAUGUGGUCAUAAUGUUGAGGAAGCUUUAAGGAGAAGGAAGAUGCAGGCUAUACCUCCAACAGAUACCAUGAGUUUAUGGUCUGAAGAAGAAUGUAGGAAUUUUGAAAAUGGUAUCAGAGUAUACGGCAAAGAUUUCUAUUUAAUACAACAGAAUAGGGUGAAAACAAGGUCUGUUGGAGAACUUGUACAGUUUUAUUAUUUGUGGAAGAAAACUGAGAGACAUGAUGUUUUUGCAAACAAAAAUAGACUUGAAAAGAGAAAGUAUGUCCUCCAUCCAGGAAUAACAGAUUAUAUGGACAGAUUUGAUGACCAGGAGAGUCCUGCUCCACCUCAAAAUAGAGAAAGAUCUGCUAGUCCUGUCACUUGUUUACUCUAUGGUGAUCCUAAACGCAACUCAUUAAAACCUUCACACGAGACUGACAAUUCUAAUGCAAAUAGUGAAUCUAAAGAAUUUGAUCUCAGUUCAGCUUCACCUACAGUGACAAGUCUAAGUCCUGAUCUAAAAAGGAGAAGUUCCUCGCCCAAAAGUGUACACAAUAGCAGUAUUAAUGGUUUACAUGAUGAAGUGUCACUUGAACCUCCUGUUAAUAAAAAAUUAAAGACUGAAACUGAUGUUUCACAUUAUGGACUUGAAGAAAGUUACUCGGACACGAGUCAACUGGAAGAUAAAAACUCUUCUUUUAAUCUAGGACAUCAUUUAGCAGAGAGUAUUAAGACUUCAACAUCAUUAACUUGUACAGUGUCAGAAUCAUUAGUAUCAUAAUAUCAUGUUAAAAUGCAUCAUACAUAUUUAAAAUGCCUUGUUUCAGGUCAAUCAUUUCAUAUAUUCUGUAUGCAAAUAGCAUUGGGAAUACUCAAAUCUGAUAUACAUUUCCUUAUCAAUUUUAAAAUUAAGAUGUUAGUAGUAAAGAAUAGUCUCACAAAAAUUAAGAAGAGUUGUAUGCUGAAGUUAUCAUAGUUAUAAAUCACUUCAUACAUGUUUUUCACAUUUAAUUUACUGUCAGACUAGAAACAGUUCAAUAUUCAUUUGUUGUGAUGGUAGAUAUUAAUUUUCCUUAGACAUAUUUUCAAUUAAAUAAAGUUAUUGAAAUUAAAUAACAAGAGUUCCUUAGAUGGAAUAAAUUUGAUGUAUAAAAAAAUGUAAUCUUAGGUAAAAUAAUGUUCAUACUGUCAUCACUUAAAUAUUAUUGAUUGGAAAACUAAUUUCAUGUCAAAAUAUCUUAACACCUGAAGAUCAGUAUUUUGAAAUUUAGAAUGUAUGCAAAAAAAUACUUAGCACUGUAAAUUAUAGAUAGAUAUAUUUUGGCCAGUAUUUUAGUGAUGAUUUUUAUACAGAUCUUGAGCGGAUGGAUAUUGUGAAAAAUUUGUAUAUAUGGAAAGUGCAAUACCUUCUCCUUUAACAGCCAUAAAUUACCAUUCCUUUUCUUUUCUUUAGUUGUUUAUAUUUAUUUCAUCCUGCAUUGAGAAAUACUUCUAUCCCCAAGCUGACAAAACAGUGGCUUGAUAGUUGACAGACCGAACACUACUUUUGAGAGAAAAAACACAGUCCAUUGAGUACAACAUUCUUUACAUCUUUUCUAUAUAAUUUUUUUUUAAUUCUCAAUGUAACAUAUACUCAGAUAUUAAAGUUGAUAAUUAAUGUGAAGAUAUAUACCCAUACUUGCCAAGAUCAUUGCAUAAAUUGUGCAUGGUGCAUGAAUAUAUACAUCUUAUAAAAUAUCAAUGAUGUUCCAGUAAAAGUAAUAUUUAAAAUUGAAGUUAUCUUACUUGCUCCAUAAUUGUAGUUUAACCAACUGCAAUUAUGGACAAAGGAAGAUAUAUCCCCUAUUCACAGUGUUGCAAUCUAAUGCUUAAUGCAAUGAUUUUUUUAUGCCCCACCUACAAUAGUAGUAGGGGCAUUAUGUUUUCUGGUCUGUGCAUCUGUUCGUUCGUUUGUCCGUCUGUCCCGCUUCAGGUUAAAGUUUUUGGUCAAGGUAGUUUUUGAUGAAGUUGAAGUCCAAUCAACUUGAAACUUAGUACACAUGUUUCCUAUGAUAUGAUCUUUCUAAUUUUAAUGCCAAAUUAGAGUUUUGACCCUAAUUUCAUGCUCCACUGAACAUAGAAAAUGAUAGUGCGAAUGGGGCAUCCGUGUACUAUGGACACAUUCUUGUUUAAUUUUUCAUUCCCACUGCAAAAUGAAUGCCAUCUUUACCCUUCAGUGCUCACAAGCACUUUGAUUAAUGAUUUGUUUUUAAAAUUGUUGCAAGCGAAAUAGUACAUGUUCCCCUAAAAGUUAAUAAUUUUUUCAGUGAAAAUUUUAUCUUCAUAAUAAGAAAUUAGUGUGAAGUUAUCAAAUUCAGAAGUUCUUAAAGGAUAGUUUCAAGAUAUUUUAAAUUUUUGGUGAACACACUUAAAAUUUGAAAAAAAAUGGUAUUUUAAAGUCAAAUUAUGUCCUACAACUGCACCUAAUCAGCUUAAAGUGCCUAUUAAGGGAAAACAAGAAGACAUGGCCUGUUUUAAAGCUAAUAAAAGUAACAUCAUAGUUUACAUAGUUGUUGAUAGGUUGGGAGAUCUAUUAAUUUUAUUGAUUUUUACAGGUGCAAAUUUAACACAAAUGGAAAUUCCUAUAGUGCUUCCUCAUUGUAAAUGUCAUUGUAUAUAUCUUUUAUAGAUUAGAAAUGCUUUAUACUCUUAGGAAGUUAUAAUUUAAGUGUGUUAUUCAUUUACAGUCUGAUUCAGAAUUUUUGUUGUUGUAAAUACCAUGUUCUCAAAAACAGAGCUGUAAAACAUGACAUUACAGUAAAAACAGGAAAUGCUUCCUUGUAUUGAUCCUAAACGAAUACUAACAUUAAAGAGAUAUUGAAAUUAAGACUAUGCCAAGAAAUCAACUUGAAUUUGUGUAACAAUAUAUAGCAAACAAAUCUAAUUUAACAUCUUAUGUAAUAUUUAAGUGCAAUUAAACUGAUUAAUUUUAGGGAACAUUUCAAAUAUAUAAAAGAAGAUGUGGUAUGAUUGCCAAUGAGACAACUCUCCACAAGAGACCAAAUGACACAUAAAUUAACAACUAUAGGUCACCGUACGGCCUUCAACAAUGAACAAAGCCCAUACCGCACAGUCAGCUAUAAAAGGCCCCGAAAUGACAAUGUAAAACAAUUCAAACGAGAAAACUAACGGCCUAAUUUAUGUACAAAAAAUGAACGAAAAACAAAUUAACACAUAAACAAACGACAACCACUGAAUUACAGGCUCCUGACUUGGGACACUUCGUCAAAUAAUUCCUGUGAAAAGUCACUUGUCUCCCUUAGAUCUCGAGGGGUAAAGGGGGGUAAUGAUCAUCUGUGAUAAAACUUUGAUGAGAAUGGUAGAUCAACGAUUGAAUUUCUAUAUGUCAGAAAUAUGCUUGUGAAUUUUCUAAGAUAUGAUGACUCAGGUGUCACCAUCUAGAUAGUGAUACUGGUCUAAUUUUCAGUAACCAUGGUAUUGAAAACAAUUUUUUCUCUUUUCACUUCAUUUGAUGAAUAUGCAUUAACAUAAAGAAUGUCUCAUGUAUUGUGUAUAUAUUCAUUAUUUUUUGUAUAACAUUCCGAUAUUUUACAUCAUAAAAUGUUUGAAAUAUGUCUGAUGUUUUUGUAUAUGAAUUAAAAGACAAUUUAUAAGUACAAGAGUCCUUUACAUUUGGCUUUAAUUUUAAUAGAGACUUAUGGUACAUGUGUAAAAUCAACAUUGUAAAAAUUGUUUUCUUUAUACAGGAGGUGAUGAAGUGUUUAAAUCUACAUUAAUAGAUUGACAUAAUUGAACAACAUUAGAAAAAGGAAAUGAAAAAGCUUACCAAUUUAUAACAAAAUACAACUUGAAACAUGUUUAAAACAAUUAUUUAAUGUUACUUGGCAUUAUCUUAUAAGAUUAUGCAUUUGCAUCAUUACACACUUAAUCUGUCAUGAUUCUGUUGUUUAUGAUUUAAUUGGAAACACUUUGCAUAAUUUUUGGACUUUUACUUUACAGAAAAAUUUAACAGCAACAAUUUAUGCACCAAUUUCAAAACAUAGAUACAAUUUAUACAACAAUUAAAUGAUUCUUUUAUGAAAAUAAUUUGAUUACUCAGGAUAUAAUGUAAAACGGUGCUAUUUUUAUACCCUCCCAUGAUCAGUAAUCAGUCAAAUGUUUUUGCCUUUGCAUGUCCCUCUGGUUCAAAUAAGUUUUGCAUUUAAGUUAAUUUUUCAGAACUAUAAGAUAGUAUAUCAAUGAUGUUUCACCGGUGUAAUUUUGAAUAUGAUACAAUAGAAUUCUGUUAAUGAUUGAUGUAGUUUUUUUUGCAGUACCUCCGUAGUAUAACUGUUGACUAUUGUUUAUUCUAAGUUAGGUGUGCCAACAUGAUACAAAACACUGAAUUCUAAUUAUACAAAUUAUAGCUUUUAAUCACUGUCUUCAUUUUGAAUAAACAGUAAACAGAUUAUGCUCUCAUGAAUUCCAACUACAUGGUACAUCAAUUAAAGAAUAAAAAAUUCCCUUAUAGAUAAUGCAUGGUUAAAAUUUAUUAAGAUUGAACAGUAAUUUGAAAUUGUUGAAAAUCAGUACCAUAACCAUUUCUUAUUUUUAAAAAUUAAACCAGAAAAGAGUUAUAUAUUGCUAUUUUGAUUUGUAUUACAUUCUCAAGAUACUCUAUCAAAAGACAAAUGAUGUAUGGCAAUCAUAGGUUUGAGUCUCAUUCUUUUAAGAGUGAAAAAUAUUUUCAUAGCAAUGUCAUAGUUCAGAAAGGUAUAAAAGAAAAAAAAUCCCAAGAAAUAAUAUUUACAAAAAUUUAAAAAUAAUUACUAAAAUGAUUACUACUUGAAAAAAGUUGAAUCCAUAAUAAUGGAAAAAGAUUUCACGAAUAGAAUUUGACUACAGUAACUAUGCUAUUAAUUCUUUUUUAGAUGUUUAUGUUUUUAUGUUGAAUAUAUUCUUGCACUUAAAACACAGUAAAUCAUUGAAAUUUUUAUUUGUUUGUGAGACGAAAUAUUGUUGUAUUCAUUCAUUAUUCAUUUUAUUUUCAUUGGAAAUCUUUUCAAUAUUUGAAAUCAAAGCUGUUAAGAACGUGCAAUUGUUUCACAAUAUGAUGUACAUAAUUACUAACUUUAUGGUUUUAGCCAAAGUCUUCAGUUUAUUGAGAGAUGAUUUUAUGAGUUGUAUAUACAAACUAUAUAUGAUAUAAAUAUACUGUACAUUCUUUCACACCAUUUGAUUGUUGUCUCAGUACAAAUCACAUGCAUUUAUGUCCGUCCAUAUAUUCACAAUGCAUGGUCAUAUCAGGUAAGAAUAAAAUGUGCACGUUCUUAUAAUUUGUCAAAUUAUAAGGAGGUUGGGUUAAGGAAAUGAUAGUUAAAAGAAUGGGCUUGAACAUUCUAAUCAGUAUGGGUCCUUAAUUUAACUAUUUACCAUAUUUAAAACAGCUGUUGCUGUCAGUGCUACAAUCAAAUUAGCCUGGAUUGGAUUGAUAUGUCCAGAAGUUUAAUUAAUUGAAAACCCACUUCAAAUAAUUAGAAUGACAAAAAUUUACUUGCUUGUACAGUGAGGUAUUUUCCCUCAAUCCCAAUGUAAAUAUUGUUUUCAAUGUGCAUUGUUUGAAAGAAUGUAUAGUAUAUCUACUGCAAGUCAUGAAUGAAUGUAUUAUUGUAUAUUUGAUUAUCACGCCAAUGUUGAUAUGAUUAAUAAUUAUUUAUUAUGUAUAUAGUCAUAGAUGGAUUCUAUGCGACAAAUAAAUUUUUACAGAGAUAAAUAAAACUUUUGUUAUUGUUA